AUGGGUGCACUUUGUGACAAUUCUUAAUAAUUUUAAAUGGAUUUCGAUAGAACAAGUAAUUUUGAUAAUGAGAAUUUCAGAUUUAAAGAGAUGAGUAUUUUAACUCAUCGAAUUGAUAAUAAAUUCAAAAUCAUUCAUGGAAUUCUAAGUAAUAGAGAUGAGAGAGUAAUUGAACAGUUAAAAAAAAAGACUUAAUAUGCUAAUAGUUUAAAUAUUCAUCAUUGGUAUAUUAAAAAUGAUGAUUUACAUAUAUACUUUGAUUAUCCAGUGCCAAUUUCGUAAAUUGAUAAUUUUGAGCAUUUGGAUGUUUGGAAAUUAGUUAAUCAUAUAACUAAAAUAUUAUCACUUUUAUAAGAUUUAAAAAUGCAUUAUUGUGCAUUAAAUCCAAAUGGAGUAUUUAGAGUAUAUACACUUUAAUAACAAUAUGUUUAUAAAAUAGCUGAUUCAUUCUUAUUCAGACCUUUAUACAUGAAAUAUUAUUAAAGUCCAACAAAUUAUUAUUAACAUGAAUAAAUAGAAUAUUUUAAAUCAGAUGUAUUUGCAUUAGGAUUAGUUUGUUUAUAUUGUUUAGGAUUGAAAGAACUUAAAUAAUAUUUUAAAUAAAAAUAAUUUGAUUUUAAAGAAUUGUAUAAUAAAAUAAAUGAAAUGAAUUUACCAGGAUAUUUAAAUGAAUUUUUAGAAUAAACAUUAGCCGAAUAAGAUAUAUAAAGACCAAAUUGUUAAUAAUUAUUUUAAUUAGUUAUAAAAUUAAAUGAAAAAUAUAAGAUUGAAAUAGGUAAUGUAGAAUUAAGAUUAUACAAUUAAGCAUUUUAACCAUAAACAAUAGAGAAUGAAUAGAUUAUAAUAAAAGAUGGAGAGAGAAUAGAGAUCGUAAAUAAAUAAGCACCAUAUGAAUGUACACAUUAUGAUCUAUCAACUUGGUGUUAUUUUAUAGGUCGUGUUUCUAAAGGUAAAAGAAAUGGGAAAGGAGAAUUAAAAUUUAGAAAUGGAUGUAGAUUUGUGGGUACAUUUAUUGAUGGAUUAGCAAAUGGAACGGGAAUAUAUUAUUAUGGUUAAUAGGAAAUAAUUGGAUAUUGGAAAGAUGAUAUAUUUAUGAAAUGA
Paramecium sonneborni is the source of this 1101-nucleotide messenger RNA. The record is from the annotation of a GenBank genome assembly. Lineage: Eukaryota; Ciliophora; Oligohymenophorea; Peniculida; Parameciidae.